Molecule: messenger RNA, 849 nt
Organism: Miscanthus lutarioriparius
Lineage: Eukaryota; Viridiplantae; Streptophyta; Magnoliopsida; Poales; Poaceae
Source: the annotation of a GenBank genome assembly
AUGCGGCGGCUAUGGCGGUGGUACCAGCAGUGCCUGGCCACGCACCCGGUGCGCACGCAGGUCGUCAGCUCCGGCAUCCUCUGGGGCCUCGGCGACAUCGGCGCCCAGGCUGUCACCCACUACUCCGCCCGCUCCGACCGCCGCGGCCACGCCAGCAGCCCCCCUGAGGAUAAAGAUAAUAAAGACAAUAAAGAGUUUAAAGUUGAUUGGAAGAGGGUGGGCAUCACAAGCUCCUUCGGAUUUGCCUUUGUUGGUCCAGUUGGACAUUACUGGUAUGAAUACCUGGACCGCUUCAUCCGGCGGAGAUUUCAGCCUAAUACAUUCAAAUUUGUUGCCUCAAAAGUUGCCGCAGAUGGUUUGCUCUUUGGACCAUUAGACCUCCUCCUGUUCUUCUCAUAUGUUGGUCUCGGUCAAGGAAGGAGCGUAGAGCAGGUGAAGGAAGAUGUGAAAAGGGACUUCAUUCCCGCUCUGGUGUUAGGUGGAACCAUCUGGCCUGCUGUGCAAAUCGCAAACUUCCGCUUCAUCCCGGUGCGGUACCAGCUCUUGUAUGUGAACUUGUUCUGCCUCUUGGACAGUUGCUUCUUGUCAUGGAUUGAGCAGCAGGGAGAUGCUUCCUGGAAGCAGUGGUUCACGUCAUUCCAGAAAAUCGAAGACCAGAAGACAUACCUGCACUCUGCAGUGCUAGAGAAAACGCCCGUCUGCAUCCUGCUGUAUCAGGUGCAGUUGAAGCAGAGCUUUAACCGUGAAAACACCUGCCGGGAGUGCAGGUAUGCUGCGAAUUCAGUCAAAACACCUGAUCUAAUAAGGCGGAUGCAUUUUAGUUGUGAUCAGUCAAACCAUGAUGAAUGA